CUUCCUUCCUCCUCCCUCCUUCCUCACCUCCUCUUUGGAGACACGUGUCCCCUGCACCCUAAGCUUGCCUUCUUUCAAACAUCAGCUCCUGCCUUGUCAGGAAGCAAAGACUUUUCCAAACGAGCACGUCCUCUCUCGUCUCAUCAUGCCAGCCAGUGGAGCGGGGACAGUCCUGUGGCUCGGGAACAAUCCGACAGCACCUAGGAUACGAAGUAUGCGUAACUCUGUGGCGUCCCACAGGCAGCUCCCACGCAGGUCUACAGGAGCCUUCACGAGGAUGGUUCUCGAAGUGUUGUUUAUGGCAGGGUAGUGUAGGAUUAAAUCAGCGGUCCAGCGUCAGGAGGACAGAUAGGUGUGAGCCACACGGCCGUCAGGAGCCACGAGCAAGGUGACACAUCAUCCCCGGGAGAUCCUAAGAAUAUGGUGCUGAGUAAAGAGGAGCAGCACAUGUGCUCGUAACAAACUUAUGAGCUGAACGUGAAUAUGAAUGUAAACAGCUGGCGAACCGAGACGUGCUCAUUCCUCGCUCAAGCAAAGAAGCACCUCUAGCUGAAGAGACCAUUGUCCUUCACUGGCAUUCGAUUCACCCUACUGCUUCUCGGCCAUCUCCCUAUCCUGGCUCAUCGUGGUUGACUUCUCCGUCCACUGCAGUUCAGGCCUGCGGCAUCUGAUUGCUCUGACCAACCAAACGUCACAGGAAGCGAUGUGCGUGUGACUUCCAGGAGGAAGCUUUAAGAGCCCAUAGAAAUCAUUCUUUAAAGAGAGAGAAGAAAACAGGAACACAGCGCCCGCCCCGGAUGCCUCUCCAUCACUCCCACCAUGUGGAAGGCUGCUCUUGAAAUGCUGUGUAUUAACUUCCCAUUGCUGCAGGCCUCCAGCACCCGGAUUCCACUCCUCCAUGCUCAACUGUGCAGUUUAUUGCAAAAUUUAAGAAGACUUUAUGGAAGGUUCUGGAACAGUGGAAGGGAAGUGCAACACAGAGCACAACCCAAUGGUUACCUCCGAAGCCUCAGGAUCGCAGGAUCUAGCUGUGGCCAGUGCACCCAGAAAAGAAAGGUAUCAUGGAAAACAUGGAUUUUGCAAGUACCGAAAGGGCACCGCAAACCCGGGUUAAAGUCAACGGACACAAACAUACAGCCUGGGUAGAUAUUACGCAAAGUGGCACAAAGGAGGCAGAGAGAUGGCUACACCCUGGAGGGGUAAGGUUCCUGUGGGGGGAGAGAGAGGCGCAGAAGUGGCUAGUUCCCAGAUUUUAUAGGCCCCCAAUGGAUACCAUGUUGGAAGCCAGACUCCAGACCAAGCAGAGGAACACCCAGAACAGCCGGGAGACCAGCUUGUGGUCCUCAGGCUUUGGGAUGAAACUGGAGGCUGUUACCCCAUUCCUGGGGAAAUAUCGCCCCUUUGUGGGUCGCUGCUGCCAGACCUGCACUCCUAAGAGCUGGGCCCCCCCGACCCCCAAGGACAUGCUGUCCCUGGCCCCUCUCGUGCAGGAGUCCCUCUUUCACAGAAGCAUAAUGGAUCUAGGCUUCUGCAACGUGAUUCUGGUGAAGGAGGAGAACACCAGGUUUCGGGGCUGGCUGGUUCGGAGGCUCUGCUGUUUUCUGUGGUCACUGGAGCAACACAUACCACCUUGUCGGGAUGCCCCAGAGAAGAUCAUGGAAAGAACUGGGGUGCAGAAUGUCAUCUCAGGGAGGGACCCAGGAGGGGCUGGAGAAGGCCAGGUGUCAGGCCUUGUGAAGAAAGAGGUACAGCGCAUCCUGGGCCAUAUCCAGGCUCCACCCUGCCCCUUCCUACUCAGGCUAUUCAGCUGGGCGCUGCUGCGGUUCCUGAAAUGUGUCUUCCUGAACGUGCAGCUCCACAAGGGCCAGAUGAAGAUGGUCCACCAGGCCGCCCAGGCGGGCUUGCCGCUUGUCCUCCUCUCUACCCACAAGUCCCUCCUGGAUGGGAUCCUGCUGCCCUUUGUGCUGCUCUCCCAAGGCCUGGGUGUGCUCCGUGUGGCUUGGGACCCCCGCACCUGCUCUCCCACCCUCAGAGCUCUGCUAAAGAAGCUUGGGGGCCUUUUCUUGCCCCCAGAGGCCAACCUCACCUUGGACAGCUCUGAGGGAGUCCUUGCAAGGGCCGUGGUCCAUGCCGCUAUAGAGCAGCUGUUGGUCAGCAAGCAGCCCUUGCUUAUAUUCCUGGAAGAGCCUCCUGGGGUCCUGGGGCCUCGGCUGUCAGCCCUGGGCCAAACCUGGCUGGGACUGGUGGUGGAGGCUGUCCAGGUGGGCGUUGUCCCAGAUGCUAUGCUGGUGCCAGUGGCCAUCACCUAUGAUCUGGUUCCAGAUGCACCCUGUGAUGCAUACCACGCCUCGGCCCCACUGGGGUUGUGGACAGGAGCUCUGGCUGUCCUGCGGAUCCUGCGAGGCUGGGGCCGCAGCCGCCCAGUCUGUGUCCGUGUUCACCUGGCCCAGCCCUUCUCCCUACAGGAAUACACCAUCAACGCUAGAAGCUGCUGGGGCAGCAGGCAGACCCUGGAGCAGCUGCUGCAGCCCAUCGUGCUGGGCCAAUGCACUACUGUCCCAGACACGGAGAAGGAGCAGGAGUGGACUCCAGCAACUGGGCCCCUUCUGGCGCUCAAGGAAGAGGACCAGCUCCUGGUCAGGAGGCUGAGCCGUCAUGUCCUGAAUGCCAGCGUGAUGAGCUCGGCAGUGAUGAGCACAGCCAUCAUGGCGACACUGCUGCUCUUCAAGCACCAGAAGGGUGUGUUCCUGUCACAGCUCCUGGGGGAGUUCUCCUGGCUGACCGAGGAGACGCUACUGCGUGGCUUUGACGUGGGCUUCUCAGGGCAGUUGCGGUGCCUUGUGCAGCACACGCUGAGCCUGCUACAGGCACAUGUGACCCUCCUCCGCGUCCAUCAGGGGGACUUGCUCGUAGUUCCUCGGCUGGGUCCUGGCCUCACACACCUGGCACAUCUGAGUGCUGAGCUGCUGCCUACCUUCCUGAGUGAGGCUGUGGGUGCCUGUGCUGUACGGGGGCUGUUGGCAGGCAGGGUGCCGCCUGAGGGACCCUGGGAGCUACAGGGCAUCGAGCUGCUGAGCCAGAACGAGCUGUACCGCCAGAUCCUGCUGCUGCUGCACUUGCUACCACAGGACCUGCUGCUGUUACAGCCCUGUCAGUCUUCCUACUGCUACUGUCAGGAAGUGCUGGACCGUCUCAUCCAGUGUGGGCUCCUGGUUGCCGAGGAGACCCCAGGCUCCAGGCCAGCCUGUGACACAGGGCGGCAGCGUUUAAGCGCAAAGCUGCUGUGGAAGCCAAGUGGAGACUUUACUGAUAGUGACAGUGAUGACUUCGAGGAGGCUGAGGGCCGGUUCUUCAGGCUCAGUCAGCAGUCACGCUGCCCUGACUUCUUCCUCUUCCUCUGCCGCCUGCUCAGCCCGCUGCUCAAGGCCUUUGCACAGGCUGCCACCUUCCUCCACCAGGGACAGCUGCCUGAUACAGGCCUAGGUUUUUCUCUCCCACAGAGUCGGGCUACGCUGAGCAGCUGUUCCAGUUCUUGCAGGCCACUGCCCAGGAGGAAGGGUUCUUUGAGUGCGCAGACCCAAAUCUUGCCAUCAGUGCUAUUUGGACCUUCAGAGACCUGGGGGUGCUGCAACAGACGCCCAGCCCUGCAGGCCCCAUGCUCUACCUGUCCCCUGUGUUCACCAGCUGGGAAAAUCAGGAGAAGCUGGAACAGUUCAUCCGGCAGUUCAUUUGUAGCUAGAACUGUGGGAUGGAGUGCCUGCUGAGAGUCUCAGCCCCAGAUCAUAGCCAUGCGCUGGAGCCAGAAGACUGGAAGGGAGGCUGUACACCCUUACCCGAACUGUAUAUAAAACCUUUUCUUGUUUCA
This is a messenger RNA of Felis catus (domestic cat), 3865 nucleotides long. RefSeq names its product glycerol-3-phosphate acyltransferase 2, mitochondrial (gene GPAT2). The transcript is spliced from 28 exons. Lineage: Eukaryota; Metazoa; Chordata; Mammalia; Carnivora; Felidae. The coding region runs from base 1062 to 3764 and encodes 900 amino acids. Gene Ontology annotation, cellular component: mitochondrial membrane. The record is from RefSeq and is a predicted model, not a curated record.